Messenger RNA from Babjeviella inositovora NRRL Y-12698, 922 nucleotides. Its product is annotated as mitochondrial 37S ribosomal protein uS17m. Gene Ontology annotation, biological process: translation. The transcript has a single exon. The coding region runs from base 26 to 745 and encodes 239 amino acids. Gene Ontology annotation, cellular component: mitochondrion; ribosome. NCBI's taxonomy places the organism in Eukaryota, Fungi, Ascomycota, Pichiomycetes, Serinales. Gene Ontology annotation, molecular function: structural constituent of ribosome. The record is from RefSeq and is a predicted model, not a curated record.
AAGUCUGCACACACACACAUAUACCAUGGCUCGUCAAAACUUUGUUGGUAUGGUCCUUUCCCAGGGGAAGAUGAACAAGACCGUCAAGGUUAGAGUUUCGCGUACCGUCUACGACCAGGCUGUCGCCAAGGACGCUAUUCGCAUCAAAGACUAUUUGGUGCACGAUGAAAACAACCUCUGCAAGGAGGGUGACAUUGUCAGAAUCAUCUCCUGUGACAAAUUAUCCCCAAGAAAGGCGUUCUCCAUUGCCCAGGUCAAGAAGAACACUGGUACCCAGUUUGCUGAGUACGAUCAGUUGGCCAAGGACACCUUGGUUUUGGAAAACAACUUGAGAAACAAGGAGUUUUUGCAGAGAAGACAGGAGAGAGCAGGCCAGGUCGAGUACCUCCAGAGCUUGAGAUUCAUGUAUGAACACGCCUACAAGCCAUCGUCCGAGCAGACCGACGAGAACAAGCAGAAGAUGGAGGCCAUAAAGACCCGCUACAACAUCAACAACUGGCCACCUUCCGGUGAUGCGUUAAAGUUGCAGAUCAACACCUUGAGAGAGGAGUUGUCUGAAUUGGUUGAAGAUAUCGAAAUCAGUGUCCCACAGGCUUUGGACGUGUUGAUGAAGGACGAAGAAAAGGUCAGCCAGAUCUUGAAGGACUUGGGUAGGGACACCCAGGAAAGAGCCAGCACCAGAAAGAACAUUUUGAGGAGCUACUUGAAGAAGAACCCUUCAGUGAUUGAAGCUUUGUUGAUCUAAACUCAAUUAUAUCGAUGCGUUUAGGCAUCGCCCCUCUGUACAUAUACGUUAACAAUGAAUUACUGAUUCAGGUGCUUUGAAUAUUGUGUAGAUCGGAGUUUAUACGAAGAUAUCCUAAGGCAGAGCCUAUCAGUUAGGCGAUUUGAUCUUCGGUGGAGAUAUCAAUUUAAAGCAGAG